Molecule: messenger RNA, 1575 nt
Organism: Wyeomyia smithii (pitcher-plant mosquito)
Lineage: Eukaryota; Metazoa; Arthropoda; Insecta; Diptera; Culicidae
Product: protein odr-4 homolog
Exons: 3
Coding region: 178-1494 (438 amino acids)
Biological process (GO): intracellular protein localization
Cellular component (GO): endomembrane system
Source: RefSeq, a predicted model, not a curated record
UGUCAAAGCGGAUAAAUUGACACGUAAAUAUAACCAGAUAAUAAUCGUGUAAGAAGUGAAAUGCAGCUUGACGACAUCACCGGUUUGCCCUUUCCGAAUGUUUGACGAUUACUACAUUUUCCGUAUUGAUUACCGGGUGUGUAUAUUCUUCACUGCGCACAUAAGUAAGCUCUUAGAAUGGUGAGGUCAGUGGUUUGUGAAACGUACUUGGAAGAGUACCUCAAGGCGCUCUCCCAAAAGCAAGGCUCCAGCAUUGGAUUACUCGUUGGACAGCCAUCCAGUCAGAGUAAAGACCAUAUAAUUUAUUUAAACAAAAUCAAAGACGAUGGCGUUGCAGACCAAGAGAACAAAGGAUUGUUGGAGUUCGAUAAUCAGCAGAUUUCCCAACAUGCUCUCGUUGAGACGCGUAUCCUGCCGGGUGGUUUCUACAUUAUGGGUAUCUUCGUAAUCUACCCCAAGAACGUGUUCGAAGAUGCAACUUUACUUAAAAAAGUGAAAACAAUGCUAGUCGAUAUGCGGCACACUUUCAAUUCCAACCCACUUAUCAAGGGGAACUGUGACGAGUUGGACGGCGGGGAAAAACUUGUUUUUUAUUACUCUUCAAGCAGUAACGUUUUCGGCUGCAAAUCCGUUGCCUUGAAGUCGGACAACCUUUCAGUUAGGCCCUGCGAUUGGAAAUUUCAGGAGCAACCUGCCAAAUGGCACAUUCUAAGCACGUUCUUUGAAACCGAUGAAGUAUUUGUUCUGAAGAAAAAUAAAAAUGAGGAUCAGUACGACACAGAAGGAAAUUUAACUGAUUGCGUUGAGAAGAUAAAGCAACAGUUAGAGAAAAGUAUAGUAUUUUUUGACGGAGCACCAGUUGAUGGGAAGCAGCUGGUUGAGGAUGUGAUCAGAGAUAAAAAAGAUGAUCCGCUCCUAGUGCACAUUUAUUCGCCAUCGCUAUCGACAAAGGAUAUAAGCUUGCGCAAACUCGAAUCCCUCCCCGGUAUUUUAAAAUUUGACGGUAUCGUCAGUUCCAAGGUGUUUGUGCAUCCCAAAAACACCAUUGCCGAAGCGACCGCUUUCAUUAAAGCGGACGUGAUUCGUUCGCUCAUGUCACGUGUACAGAUCCACUGUGAUUCCUUGGUCCAGUCGGAGGAAUCUCUGACGCAAGACACCAUCGUGCUGAAUGAGCUGCCCCGCCGAAUUUACUACCCGAUACGAGCUAAAUCGAACCAGAUUCUGUUUAGCGAGUAUCUUUUAAGCGAAGAAACGAAGGAAAUUGCUAUUCCACAUACUCAGGAAACGCUGGAUUUGCAUCUAACGCCCAAGGAGCUGUGUGCCACGGUUGAAAUUGUCCCGGAAGUGAAGGAGGAAGAACCGCACGAUGCGAAGGAAUGCGACACGGGUAGCGCGGACAGGGUCGAAGGAAAGCUCAACAUGUCUUUGAUCGGUACCUUGGCGACCAUCACAGUGCUUGUAAUUGCUAUUAUUGUGUUCUAUUUGACAAAGUGAAAUGUUGUGACGAGGUUUCAUGGGUUCUCCUUAAAUGCAACUUAUGGGAUAAGAUCGAUGUUAUACAAUAUUUUGAUAUUA